AUGGCACAUAUAUUUCACGGAGCUAUCAUCACCCUCAUGCGAAGAGGAAGUUCGUACUCAGGAGAGUGGGAAGAAUCUGCAGAUACAUCGUCAUUGGAUCGAGAAUGGCACGUGUGGAUUGAACAAGAGUCUUCAAGGCGUGCCUCAUUCUUCGCUUUUGUGAUGGAUGCACAACAUGUAUCGAUUUUUGGCCAUAGUCCGGCUCUUUCUGUCAGUGACAUUCGCCUUCCUUUGCCUUGUCCAGAACCACUCUGGACUGCGAAAUCCGCUUCUCGUUGGAAAAGAGAGAAGUGUAAACACGAAGCAUCACCGCCGUUCUUGUCAGCCCUAAGAGGGUUGCUGGCUAGGAGGCCUUUGGCGUCAACCUACGGCCCUUUCACUCGAUUUAUCUUGCUGCACGGCCUUUUCAGUGUCACCAAACACAUGCAGGAACGUGAUCUAACAGCCUCUGAUGUUGGUGGGACGAAGGCGUCUACGGAUGAAGCUUCACAAUCACCUUCGAAUUUCUCAGAAGUUGACGCCUGGCGUGACAUACUCGACCGAGCCAUAGAGACUUGGUCGCUAUCCCUCCUCUCUCAAGAACCCUCAUUGUGCUUGGAGGCAGCCAAACCACUGCACCGCAUGGCCCACAUCACAAUCCAUGUGAAUCUAAUCGAUUUCCAUACAUUUGCUAGAGCUCCAUCGUUAAUGGGCAACCGGACCAGCUCAAACGAAUAUUCGAGGGCGAGAAGACGGAUUGAACAAUGGAGGGCGAAAUCCAUCGCAAAGCGCACGCUGUCUCAGUGUUUGCUCCUCAUCCAGGAAACCAUGUUUACCCGAAAACAGUACAAGGCAUCAGAAGAUAACAUUGCACUAAGACCCUGGUGCUUAUAUCAUGCUACAUUGAUCGUGUGGGCCUACGGAGUUCUGAGCUCGGGAACUUCCCAGGCGCCGUUCCUUUCAGCAGAAGAGUACCUCAUACAUAUGCUCAAUGGUUUGCUGGUGGGUGAUGGACAGAUAGCACUUGCAAACCGUACCUCAGGUCUCAUCGACACCGUCCGAAACUCACUGCGGGAUUGCAGAUGGGAGUUACUCCAAGAAGCACAUGUGACCCUGGGAAACUUGGUCGACAUUAGGGCCUUUUGA
Messenger RNA from Exophiala aquamarina CBS 119918, 1125 nucleotides. RefSeq lists its product as uncharacterized. The transcript has 2 exons. Lineage: Eukaryota; Fungi; Ascomycota; Eurotiomycetes; Chaetothyriales; Herpotrichiellaceae. Gene Ontology annotation, molecular function: zinc ion binding; DNA-binding transcription factor activity, RNA polymerase II-specific; RNA polymerase II cis-regulatory region sequence-specific DNA binding. The record is from RefSeq and is a predicted model, not a curated record. Gene Ontology annotation, cellular component: chromatin. Gene Ontology annotation, biological process: DNA-templated transcription; regulation of transcription by RNA polymerase II. The coding region runs from base 1 to 1125 and encodes 374 amino acids.